Molecule: messenger RNA, 1332 nt
Organism: Canariomyces notabilis
Lineage: Eukaryota; Fungi; Ascomycota; Sordariomycetes; Sordariales; Chaetomiaceae
Product: SGNH hydrolase
Exons: 3
Coding region: 1-1332 (443 amino acids)
Source: RefSeq, a predicted model, not a curated record
AUGAAACCCACAUCUCCUUGGGCCACGCUUGCGGCAUCUCUGCUGCUCUCCUCCCAGUGUGUUCUUGCUAUCCCCAAACCCGGCGACGUCAGCGUGGGGGACCAUGUUCUGGAUCCUCGGGCGGCAACGGAACUUGAAGUGGCUGCAGCAGACGAUGACUGGCAUUGGGUUGCCACCUGGACCUCGAUGCCGCAGCUGGUCGAGCAAAACAAUAUGCCCCCUUCACAAUUCACCGGCGGCGGAGCGGUCUUUAGAGACGCCACUCUCCGACAGACACUGCACAUGUCGAUCGGGGCGGAGCGGAUCCGGAUCCAGAUCAGCAACACAUUUGGCGGCAGCGACCUGCCCAUCACGGCAGCCUCGAUUGCGCUGCCCGCGGGCGGCAGGGCCGGCGUGGCGGGCAUCGACACGGCCACCGUCAAACCGCUGACCUUCCGGAACGGGUCCGCCUCCAUCACGAUCCCGCGGGGGCAGGUUGCGUACACAGACCCCAUCAACUUCAAGAUCGAGCCACAGAGCAACAUCGCCGUCUCCCUGUACUCGCAGAGCGGCCAGUCCGGAAACAGCAUCACGGGGCACCCGGGCAGCCGGACGACGUCGCACAUGCAGUCCGGCAACCGCGUCAACGCCGCAACAAUUUCGGGACAAAACACCAAGCAUUGGUAUUUCCUCAGCGCUGUCGAGGCCUGGGCGCCGGCCAACCACAGCGCCUUCGUCAUCCUGGGCGACAGCAUCACCGACGGGCGUGGGAGCACGGAUGAUGCUAACAACCGCUGGCCCGACCUUCUCCUCGCGCGCAUGCAAAAAGCCGGACUCACACACAUAGGCGUGAACAACCAAGCUGCGGGGGGCAACACUGUCUUAUCCGGCGGGCUCGGCCCAACACUACUGAACCGGUACAAGCGAGACGCGUUGCAGGUCGCCGGGAUCAAGUACGUGAUGAUCUUCGAGGGGGUCAACGAUAUUGGCAACGGGGGGACGGACAGCGGGUCGCAGAACAGCCUCGGGACCAGGCUGCAGCAAGCCUUUGCGCAGAUUGCGCGCGACUGCCACGCGGCCGGCAUCAAGACCAUCGGCGCCACCAUCACCCCCUUUAGCGGGAGCGGGCAGUCGUACUCGAACCCGGCGCGGGACGCGGGCAGGGUGAGGGUCAACGACUGGAUUUUGAAGAGUGGUACCUUCAAUGCGACGGUGGACUUUGCCAAGAUUGUGGCCGAUCCGGCUAGGCAGAGCCAGUUGGCGGCCCAGUAUGACGGGGGGGAUCAUUUGCAUCCCAAUGUGGCUGGGUUCCAGGCGAUGGCUGAUGGGUUUCCGCUGGACUUUUUCAAGUGA